Theileria equi strain WA is the source of this 561-nucleotide messenger RNA. RefSeq lists its product as hypothetical. NCBI's taxonomy places the organism in Eukaryota, Apicomplexa, Aconoidasida, Piroplasmida, Theileriidae. The record is from RefSeq and is a predicted model, not a curated record. The coding region runs from base 1 to 561 and encodes 186 amino acids. The transcript has a single exon.
AUGUUUUAUGUCUUGGAACUAUUACUUGGACUACUGUUUCUUCUGUCUUUGCACUAUCCAGGGGUAUCAAAAUUUUGUAGUAUGAAAAGUGGCUGCAUGAUUGCUGUUUUUACAAUAUUAUACGAUUGGUGCGUUCAGACGACUAGGGCUGCUGGAAUGGGUGGAGCUGCCAUGCAAGAAGGUACAAGGAAUCCAGCUAUGGCUACUGUCAAUGCCUUUGGAUUUUCUUUGGCCAUGCUAAGUUUUGCAUUCAUGGGAAAUGGCUAUCUCACAACGUAUAGACAGGCUGAGAAGGAUCCAGACAACUGGCCUACCAAACACUUUACCACAAAAAAGGCAUUCUGGUACUGGUACUCGAGUUCAGCAAAAGGCGCCUAUAGAACCUGUAUGACAUCUUAUACAAGGGAUAUCAGGGGUACUAUUCUCGGAAAGAAGGAGCAUCUCUUUAUUGUAUAUGAAGAUACUCCACCUGAAGAUGAAGAUCCCUUCUUUGAUCUACCAUUCAUUAAGAAGAAAGAGGAAGCUGAAUGCAUACCAUACCCGUUUGUGCCUCCUUACUAA